AAAUGUCAGUCCUGUUAGAGACGUCGGCUGGCGACAUUACCAUCGAUCUCUACGUCGAUGAAGCGCCCAAGGCAUGUGAGAACUUCUUGAAGCUAUGCAAGAUCAAGUACUACAACUAUUCGCCCAUUUACAAUGUCCAACCAAACUUCUCCUUCCAAUCUGGCGAUCCCAUUGGCCCUGAUGCCGCUGAAAGCGAUGGCGGUUCUUCCAUCUGGGGCCUUCCUGAUGGUGUCACGAAGAAGCCUGCGAAACCCGAGUCCAUGACCUUCAAGCCAGAGUUCAGUCGCAAGAGAAAGCACACUGAGAGAGGUACUGUCAGUAUGGCUACCACUGCCUCACCUGUCAAUCCAGACGACCGCUUCGCUGCGAGUCAGUUUAUCAUUACCCUCGGUGAGAACCUGGAUCUCCUUGACGGCAAGGCUGCCAUCUUCGGUGAAGUCGUAGAAGGCUUCGAUGCUCUCGAGAAGAUCAACACUGCCUUCAUCGACGACAAAGGUCGCCCUCUCAAAGACAUCCGCAUCCUACACACUGCUGUCCUCGACGAUCCCUACGACGACCUCGAAGGCUUGAUCGAACCACCGCAAAGCCCUGUACCCACAGCAGGCCAACUAGCUACCGUACGCAUCGCCCACGACGAAGAAAUUGCCGAAAACACCGACCCCGAACAACUCGAAAAGCUGCGCCGCGAGCGUGAAGCACGCGCCCAAGCCCUGACCCUCGAACUCAUAGGCGAUCUCCCAUUCGCCGACGUCACACCUCCCGAACAAGUCCUGUUCGUCUGCAAACUAAACCCCGUCACCCGCGACGAAGACCUCGAACUCAUCUUCAGCCGCUUCGGCAAGAUUCUGUCCUGCGAAGUCAUCCGCGACAAGAAGACUGGUGACAGUCUACAAUACGCUUUCAUCGAAUUUGGCAACAAAGAAGACUGCGAACGCGCAUACUUCAAGAUGCAAGGAGUUUUGAUCGACGACCACCGCAUCCAUGUCGACUUCUCGCAGAGUGUCAGCAGACUCGCCGACGCAUGGCGCGACACCACAAACUCAAAGACUGCCAGAAAGAAGGGUGGAUUCGGCGGUAUCGCCGGACUGGAAGCAAAAAGACACUACAGAGAGGGUGAAAGAUACGGUGGCCGCAACAGCCGUGGCGAACGCUACGACUAUGUCUUUGACAAGGACGGCAAGCGCAGAGACGGCGGCAAGGACGAGCGAGACAGAGAGAAGAGUCCAGCACGCAGUCCAAGACGUGACAGAGACAGAAGCCCGCCACGCCGCGAUCGCGAAAGAGAAAGGGAAAGAAGUCCCAGACGUGACAGAGAUAGAGAUUACAGGCGAGACGAUCGUCGUGAUCGUGACCGCGAUGAGAGAAGACGCGGUGACCGCUAUCAUGACGAUAGCUACAGGAGAUCGAGGCAU
Messenger RNA from Aureobasidium uvarum, 1412 nucleotides. NCBI's taxonomy places the organism in Eukaryota, Fungi, Ascomycota, Dothideomycetes, Dothideales, Saccotheciaceae. The record is from the annotation of a GenBank genome assembly.